Molecule: messenger RNA, 3003 nt
Organism: Trichosporon asahii var. asahii CBS 2479
Lineage: Eukaryota; Fungi; Basidiomycota; Tremellomycetes; Trichosporonales; Trichosporonaceae
Product: protein serine/threonine kinase
Exons: 6
Coding region: 1-3003 (1000 amino acids)
Biological process (GO): protein phosphorylation
Cellular component (GO): nucleus
Molecular function (GO): protein kinase activity; ATP binding
Source: RefSeq, a predicted model, not a curated record
AUGGACACGCAGUACCCACCGCCGACUCCUCCACAUUCAACCUCAAUUGAUCAUCUGCACCGUCAACAGCAUACCCACCAGCAACAGCAUCAUCAUCAACAACAUCAGCAUCACCCACCCCACCACCCUCGCCCCCCGCCCCCGCAUUCCCAUUCGUACUCGCACCAAGGAGGAAACGACUACCCGCUAGCAUCGUCGCCCUCGAAAUCCUCUUCCGCCUUUCACCCCCAAACAGACCGAUUCGACCCCGACCUCCGCGACACACAACAGUCUUCCUCCUCCUCAAGCGCCCAUCGCCAGGCUUACGCGCAGGAGCAGCUCUCGACUACUGCCGCGCAUCGAGCGCCGCACGCGUCCUCAGCGUCUGCGCCUGCACCUGCAUCCCGCCAUCUGGCCCUGGGAUCGCCAAGAAGCGAUUUGGAAGCCCUCUCCUCCGCCGCGGUCGCGGCCGCCGCAGCGCAAACCUCAACCGCAUCUCCCUCCAGAGACAACCACCACAGCUAUCCUCCACCCCCGCCUCCGCAUCGCUACAUCCACCUGAACUCCCCCCCGUCGCGAACACGAACGAGCGAAGACCCAGCCCCCAGCUCAUCCAGAGGGGAAUCCGUCAGAGACUUUGUUCACGACCCGCCCCCUCCACUUCGGCGUCUUAGUGCACCCAACGUUCACUCGAGUCGGCCGCUGCCUUCCCCAGGUCUGCAGCCGCCAGCCUCAGCGUCAUCCGCAACGUCUUCGCGCCCAUUCUUGCCACCUCCCAGUCUCGGGCGCCGCACCCACGCCCCGCCGCCGGCCAUCCGCAUCCCCACGCGUGUCAGAGACGGCGACACCUUUGCAGAGCCCCAGAGUGCUCCCCUCCAGGUUCCCAACCACUCGCGCGCGUACUACUCUCACAUCCCCCAGCCUCCACGUUCGGCUGGCCCUCGCCCUUCCUCCAAACCGUAUCCGUCACCACUUGCCGCGAGAAACUCGGCCUUUCUCGCUCCCCCUUACCACUCGUCGUCAGGAUCGGGAGCAUCCAGCCCAGGCGUCGUCGACGAGCGCGCCCUACGAUCUCCGCAUCCCCCUCUGACAGCAGUCUACCCUCCCAACUACCCUUGGCCACCACUUCCUCCAUCCUCCCACGAUCUAGGAGACGAGGGACACCACGGCCCACCCAGUCACCACUACGCGUCGUCGCACCACUCGCAACGACCGUAUUGCUCCAGCCCACUUGGUGACACACCUCUGACUGCGGGUGGAAACAGCAGUCGAGCUCCGUACAGCAGCACCUACACACCGUACAAUCCGACUCCGCUUCAGACUGCCCAGGCCCAUCCACCGUCGCCCGCCUAUCUUUCUGCCCCUCCCCCUUACAGCUCGGGUGCUUCGCAACAGCAGCCGCUGCACAAAUCCAAACACGCCGUCCAGUCAUCGUCACAGGCGCGUACAUCCUCUCCGCUCUUCAUCCCUCCUCCCCUCCGUUUCCAGUACUCGACGUCUCCCCCACCAGGACUGGAGAUGCCGCCGAGGAAGAAGGCUGCCGUUGGCAGCGGCGGUGUCGCUUCGGCUACGCCCCACUCGCAAUCGUCCACACGCUCAUCCGCGCGUCUGAUGGCCGCUUCUCAGGCCAGCAACAACAGCCGUAACGGAUGGACAAUGGAGCAUACAUACGACUCUGUCGGCCAACCGAAGGAGGUCAUUGUGAUCCAAGACAGCACCAGCCCCAUCCCGAAGAAGCGAACGCGAGCCGUCGCUCAGGCCGAGGCCCAGCGGUGGGCAGCGCAGCAGCAGCAGAGCGGAAGCAACGGCCAUGGUAGCAUUGCAAACGGCGCGUCGUCGUCGCAGACGAAGAAGCGCAAGGCUGAGGCGGAUGAUUCGGCGAAGAAGGCGAAGAAGGUCGCACCAGCAGUUCCACAACCACCAGCACCUGCACCGCAGCACGCCCCAGCAGCGCCGGGGCAGGCUGCUCAUGCAUCCUGGGAUGAUGCCGAAGGACAUUACAUUGUGAAGCCGGAUGACGUUAUCGGAGGGAGAUAUAAGAUUGUACGAUUGCUGGGACAAGGAACAUUCGGCAAGGUGGUUGAGGCUCGACACAUUGAGUCGCGGAAGAAGGUCGCGAUCAAGGUUAUCCGAGCAGUUCAAAAGUAUCGCGACGCAAGCAAGAUUGAGAUUCGAGUACUGGAGACUCUGAAGAAGAACGAUCCCACGAACCAGAACAAAUGCAUCCACCUGACGGAGUACUUUGACUUCCGGAAUCACCCCUGCCUCGUGUCCGACCUCUAUGGCAUGUCCGUGUUCGACUUCCUCAAGUUAAACCACUUCCAGCCGUUCCCGGAACGACAUAUCCAGGAUUUCGCGCGAUCGUUACUCAAGUCGGUCAAGUUCAUCCACGAUUUAAAGUUAGUUCACACGGACUUGAAGCCUGAGAACAUUCUGCUCGUGUCGAACGACUCGAGGCUGUCGGGGCCGCGACGAGCGAACGCCCGGUCAAAAUCGAUCCUGAGGAAUACGGAGAUCAGGUUGAUCGACUUUGGAAGCGCAACGUUUGAGAACGAGUACCACUCGAGUGUCGUCAGCACGCGGCAUUACCGUGCGCCGGAGAUCAUCUUGGGUCUUCCCUGGUCGUAUCCAUGUGACAUGUUCUCGAUCGGGUGCAUCCUUGUCGAGUUCUUCACUGGUGAUGCGCUGUUCCAGACGCACGACAAUCUCGAGCACCUCGCGAUGAUGGAGGUCGUCAUGGGCAAGAUGCCAAACGUCAUGAUUGAACGAGGAAGACUGAAGAAGCCAGAAUUCUUCAAGGGCAACAAGAUUGACUUCCCGAACCCGACCGUGUCCAAGUCGAGCCGCAAGUUUGUCAAGGGGCUGAAGAGUCUGCGAGAGAUCAUCCCGUUAACGAACCCGACGAACGCGCUGUUCCUCGAUCUCGUUGUGCGGUUGCUCGACUUUGACCCGGAUCGCCGGAUCACGGUCGACGAGGCGCUCAAGCACCCGUACCUGCGGGCAAACAUCCCCGAGCCAGCGUAG